Penicillium manginii is the source of this 1254-nucleotide messenger RNA. RefSeq lists its product as uncharacterized. The record is from RefSeq and is a predicted model, not a curated record. The transcript has 6 exons. Gene Ontology annotation, biological process: autophagosome assembly. Gene Ontology annotation, cellular component: phagophore assembly site. NCBI's taxonomy places the organism in Eukaryota, Fungi, Ascomycota, Eurotiomycetes, Eurotiales, Aspergillaceae. The coding region runs from base 1 to 1254 and encodes 417 amino acids.
AUGUCGAGCCACGAGACCACUGACCAGUUCGCGGUUCUCAUUCGGCUUCCAUUUCCCCGAGGUGACUUCCAUGACCCUCCCUCAGUGGACUGGGAUGCUAAGAAGGAGAGAGCGCUCUGGGAUUUGAUUUCCCGUCCAUCAAAAGAUGGACUCGACUGGAAUGAGCUGUCCGAGCGGUUCGGAGUCACCCUUCAGUUUCUACAGCAGCAAGUUGCAUGGCUCUACGAAAGACAACUUACCCAGGCGCGGGCCCAGAUGCGCAAAGCACCCCAACAACUUCAAUCACAUUCAAACUCUCCAUCUCCUGCCCCAGGCUCUGUAGCUGGAAGUACAGCACUGGGUGGUCAGACACAACGACCACUCGUAGCUGGCUCUCGCGGCAUGUUCCGCCAAGUUUCGCAGCAGCGAGAGGCUGUUCAGCCUGCUCCUACUGGCCGACGAACGAGCUCUACAUCAAUCGCGACCAUCAACCGCGUUCGUGAUACAUCUCGAACUGACACACCGACCACUGAAGGUCGAGAACAGGGCGCGGGAAGCAGUGCCCGCCGACCUUCCGUACCCCGCCGGGAUCAACCUCAAAGCACUUCAUUCAUGCGAUCACCGCCUCUCCAAGAAGAAGAUUUGAGCUCGAGCUCCGAAGAAUCGGAUUCCGAGGAAGAGACGUCACCUCGUCGCUUCCCGCGCUGGCGUAAUUUCGGAAAAUACUCCACUCAUCAGUCACGCGCUGGCAUACGCGACGAUGAAGACGAUGACGACGAUGCGCCUGCUUUUCUCCCCAUGCCCCGACACGAGCAGCUAUCACGAGAAGUUCCCACCGAAAGAGUAAGCCAAGAGUUGAGUGGCACUCUCCGACUAGAUGCCGAUCGAGCAUCCGCCGCCUGGCGUCCAACCGAACGCAGACCUGGCUUCUUACCAACGGGUGCAGAAUCAAACACUAGCUCCGCCGGAAUGAGCUCUGCAAGCUCUAAUGGCCCUAAUCAUCCAGUGAGGGGUGAUGAACGCCGAGUUCCUCUGCGGAGUUCCCAUGGCAGCGGUAGGGCCACCGAACAGGCGCGCGCAAGCCCGCGCGGCAGGGGUGGGGUGAAUGGCAGUGAUGGCACACCCAGCAUGGGCAGUAGCUUUAGCGACUUGGAUGAUACCAGUGUAACCCAGUCGGCACUUGAAGAGGCUCUCAUGAGUAACAUGCAACAAGGAGGGAUGGCCAGCCGCAUGAGCACAAUCAGCCAAGCUCUCCGCAGCCGAUAUCUCCAGUAA